GGCAGGUGCUGCGCACACACUGCACACGGCCCUUGACUGAGAAGCGACCUGCGCCUCGAGGGAGACAACCACCGAAUUCUAUCUGGGAAAAGUUAGGUUAAGAAAAAUGGACGAUUGGCAAGAAACGGAACCUUCUUCAGGUCCUGUAACAAAUACCAGCCAUGCCGCAAGUGAAGGAAACUCCUGGAACUCUGAUGGUGGUGAAUUUGGAAAGAGCCGCUUUGGAAGAGGCAGAGGCGGACGAGGAGGCUCCUUCUCCUCAGGUGGUGAUGAGAAUGGGAGUGAUAACGACAGCUGGAAAAAUACAGGAGGAGAGAGUGGUGGUUUCCGCGGUAGAGGAAGAGGGCGUGGCCGGGGGUUUGGCAGAAGUGAUACAACUGGAGAUGAUGAUGGAGAUCGUGAAAAUGGGUUCAGAGGCAGAAGAGGCAACCGAGGAGGAGGGUUCAGACAAGGUGACCAGGGUGGCAGAGGAGGCUUUGGUGGAGGUUACCGUGGAAAAGAAGAGGACAUCUUUGCUCAAGGAGAUGAUUCAGGAGAGAAGGAUGCCAGUGAGGCUGAGAGGCCACGGGUCACUUAUGUUCCACCAAGCCUUGCUGAGGAUGAAGACUCAGUCUUUGCCCACUAUGAGAAGGGCAUCAACUUUGACAAGUAUGAUGACAUCAUGGUGGACAUCAGUGGAACCAACCCACCAGAGGCCAUCGUGACCUUUGACGAGGCCAAAUUGUGCGAGUCCCUGAGAAAAAACAUCACCAAAUCCGGUUAUGCGAAGCCGACCCCUGUGCAGAAGCACGGUAUACCAAUCAUCUCUGCUGGCAGAGAUCUCAUGGCCUGUGCCCAGACUGGAUCCGGUAAAACGGCUGCAUUCCUGCUCCCCAUCCUGCAGCAGCUGAUGGCAGAAGGAGUAGCAGCCAGUCGCUUCAGUGAGCUGCAGGAGCCUGAAGCCAUCAUUGUGGCCCCGACCAGGGAGCUCAUCUGCCAGAUCUACCUGGAAGCAAGGAAGUUUGCCUUUGGGACAUGUGUGCGUCCAGUGGUGGUUUAUGGUGGCGUCAGCACUGGACACCAAAUGAGAGAAAUAGAAAGGGGAUGCAAUUUACUGUGUGGAACACCAGGGAGGCUGUUGGACAUGAUUGGAAGAGGAAAGGUCGGGUUGCAGAAGGUGCGCUACUUUGUGCUGGAUGAGGCCGACCGCAUGUUGGAUAUGGGCUUUGAGCCGGACAUGCGCCGCGUGGUGGGCUCCCCUGGAAUGCCAUCCAAAGAAAACCGUCAGACCCUGAUGUUCAGUGCCACCUACCCUGAGGACAUCCAGAGGAUGGCUGCUGACUUCCUCAAGACGGACUAUUUGUUCUUAGCUGUGGGCGUGGUGGGCGGAGCCUGCAGUGAUGUAGAGCAGACAUUUGUUGAAGUUACUAAGUUCUCCAAGAAGGAGCAGCUCCUUGACCUCCUGAAAACCACAGGAACAGAACGCACCAUGGUGUUUGUGGAGACCAAGAGACAGGCUGAUUUUAUUGCCACGUUGAUGUGCCAGGAGAACGUUCCAUCUACCAGCAUUCACGGUGACCGUGAGCAGCGGGAGCGAGAGCUGGCCCUGAUGGACUUCCGCUCUGGUAAAUGUCCAGUCCUGAUCGCAACCUCUGUGGCUGCCCGGGGCCUGGAUAUUCCAGAUGUGCAGCAUGUGGUGAACUUUGACCUCCCCAACAACAUUGACGAAUACGUUCACCGCAUUGGGAGAACUGGCCGCUGUGGCAAUACUGGGAGGGCGGUGUCUUUCUUUGACCCGGAUGCAGAUGGCCAGUUGGCUCAGUCCUUGGUCACAAUCCUGUCUAAGGCCCAGCAGGUUGUGCCCCCGUGGUUAGAGGAGUAUGCGUUCAGUGGCCCCAGUAGCUCAGAUGUCAAAUCCUCCUUUGCCUCCACAGACUCCAGGAAGGGAGGGUCCUUUCAGGACAACACUGUGAAGAGACAGGUGGCAGCUGCGCCUGCAGCCGAUGAAGAAGAAUGGGAAUAGAGCUAUUCUUAUUAUAACGAUUAUUUCAGCUGUACACCUCGUUGUAGUUUUAUCACUGGUUUUGUUUCAAAAUAGAAAAUGUCAAGUGAAAUGUUAGCCAGCAUGUUGUGUUCACUAACCAGCAUGUUGUGAAAAAGCUUUUGUUUUUUUAAUUUAUUUUUUAUUAAUCUCUUGACUUCUUCAAAAUGUUCAUGUCUGGAGGGACUAAUAAAUGUGUUCCAAGCAAA
Messenger RNA from Scophthalmus maximus (turbot), 2229 nucleotides. RefSeq names its product DEAD (Asp-Glu-Ala-Asp) box polypeptide 4 (gene ddx4). The transcript is spliced from 23 exons. Gene Ontology annotation, molecular function: ATP binding; RNA helicase activity; RNA binding. Gene Ontology annotation, biological process: gamete generation; cell differentiation. Gene Ontology annotation, cellular component: P granule; nucleus. The record is from RefSeq and is a predicted model, not a curated record. NCBI's taxonomy places the organism in Eukaryota, Metazoa, Chordata, Actinopteri, Pleuronectiformes, Scophthalmidae. Bases 107 to 2002 code for a protein of 631 amino acids.